AUCCUGAGUCAGGGUAGAGGGCAAACAUGUACAGGGAGCUGUUUCAAUAUCAAGAUUUCAAUAUGGCGACGGAGGGAUUGCAGAUAAAUAAUACAAGCUAACCAGCCAACGACACGGUCUAAUAACAAGUUUAACACCCUGCAGUUUAAUAGCAUGCAGCAAACUAACCGGCCCAUACUGACUGCAGUGUACAGAAAACUCGCAUAAUGGAAACACGGGGCAUAGAGCAGAUGUUUGACUUCCAGCGAUUGCCCAGUGAUGGUGUGAUUUUGCUGCUGCUGCUGCUGUACUUCCCAGUCGGCCUUUGUUUGAUGUUGUUGCGGAUAUUUAUUGGUGUCCAUGUGUUUCUAGUCAGCUGUGCACUUCCCGACAGUUUUAUUAGAAGAUUCAUAGUACGAGUUAUGUGCUCUGUAUUAGGUCUUCAUGUACGACAGAACAGCCCUCGAUUAAGAGACAAAAACGUCAAGCUGUACGUCUGCAAUCAUGUCACUCAGUUCGACCACAACAUUAUUAACCUCCUUACCUCCUGCAAUACUCCAUUGUUGGAGGGCGCUUCAGGGUUUUUGUGUUGGGCACGGGGCUUUAUGGAGCUGGGUACAGUAGCAGGCAGCAGAGCUGAGGUGGCAGAGACUCUGCGUGGGUAUUGCUCUGCUCCUGGAGCACAGCCACUACUGCUCUUCCCAGAGGAGGACACCACUAAUGGCCGUGCAGGCCUCCUCAAAUUUAGCUCCUGGCCUUUCUCCAUGGCAGACUCUAUUCAGCCUGUGGCCUUGAUGGUGAAGAGGCCUCUCUUAUCUGUGAAUGUACCAGAAUCUUCGUGGCUGGCAGAAUUGCUGUGGACGUUUUUUGUCCCAUUUACAGUGUAUCAAGUAAGGUGGCUUCUUCCAGUCACUAGACAAGAUGGAGAAUCACAUCAGGAAUUUGGCAACAGAGUACAGAAGCUUCUGGCAACUGAGCUUGGUGUGGUCGCGACACAGAUCACCAAGGCAGACAAAGCUGAGCACAUCAAAAGGAAAAGGCACACAGUCCCACAAGCCACACAUUCAAAUUUGGGUGCCAGACCUCGCACUGUAGCACAGGGUUUUCUAGGUUCAAGCCCAGGGGCAGAGGAUCCCAGAGUGGUACGAAUGGCACAGCAGGUUAAGGAAGUGCUACCAGACAUCCCCCUUAAUGUCAUCACCAGAGAUCUGCUGCAAACAAACUGUGUGGAUGCAACGAUAACCAACCUGCUGGAGAGCACUGAGCAGUAUCUCACAGAGCCUGCAGAGGGUGCCACAUCAGGACCAUCCCGACCUAUAAUCACCACCAUUCCUUCUGUUGCUGCCUCCCUACCCACACUGAAGCCAGCUGCCCAAUCUUUUGGAAGAUCGCCAGUAGACAGACACAUGUCUCUACAGGACAGAAAAGCGGCCUUGUAUGAGUAUGCACGAAAACGUUACAUAGAGAAACAUGGACUGGAUGAAGACUCAUGAGUUUGGACAAAACACUGUCCAAGGACAUGUUUACAGAGAGACGGCCGAUUUGACACACAAUGUUACCCAAACAAGGCGAAGAGAUUGUUGCAUUGACUACCUGAAAUAUUUGUGUUAACCAAACAUACAGAUUGGAAUAAGUUGGACUUUAGUGGAUUUUUUAAUCCUCUUGCAUGGCAAUCAUGCAUGCCUUUUUAAUUAUUUCUCUCUGCUACAGAAAAAAAAGAUUAUUUUUUGGUAAACAAUUUGUACUACACCCCAGUGAUAGUGGAACAUCUCAUAUUAUUUUUAUAAAGUUCAGAUUUCAGAUGCAGGGGCUGGCAUUGUGUGAUUCAAAAUAAAACACAGUUUGAGGUUCUGUUGUCAGGAUAUGUGUUGAUUCAGUAUCAGCUUUUAAAGACAUUAAAGAUCAUUUAUAAAUGCAGAAA
Molecule: messenger RNA, 1900 nt
Organism: Astyanax mexicanus (Mexican tetra)
Lineage: Eukaryota; Metazoa; Chordata; Actinopteri; Characiformes; Acestrorhamphidae
Gene: aup1
Product: AUP1 lipid droplet regulating VLDL assembly factor
Exons: 12
Coding region: 207-1472 (421 amino acids)
Cellular component (GO): membrane
Molecular function (GO): ubiquitin binding
Source: RefSeq, a predicted model, not a curated record